This is a messenger RNA of Panonychus citri (citrus red mite), 2096 nucleotides long. Its product is annotated as receptor-type tyrosine-protein phosphatase N2-like. Gene Ontology annotation, cellular component: secretory granule. Gene Ontology annotation, biological process: protein dephosphorylation. The coding region runs from base 56 to 1432 and encodes 458 amino acids. The record is from RefSeq and is a predicted model, not a curated record. NCBI's taxonomy places the organism in Eukaryota, Metazoa, Arthropoda, Arachnida, Trombidiformes, Tetranychidae. The transcript has 7 exons. Gene Ontology annotation, molecular function: protein tyrosine phosphatase activity.
AACAAAGUUAAUUGUUCCAAAGGAAUUAAAUUUAAUCCAAGAUCGACCCGAUCAUAUGGCUAAGCGAUUCAUCAAAACAAGUUCAUCAUCAGGUUUACCUAAUCUUGAAUCAUCAUCAAGCCAACAAUCAUUAACUGUUUUAACUGUAUCCUUAUGUUUCACUGUGUUUGCUGCUUUAAUUGCUGGAUUGGUUUUAUUUGUAAUCAAACGUAAUCAAAAUUUACGAAAUAAAUUACGUAAUUUAAUUGGUUCCAUCGGUUCAGCUGAAGAAGGUACCGAAGCAGCUUCAGAUUAUGAGGAUCUUUGUCGUCAACGGAUGCAGGGUAAAAAUCGUAAGAAAUCCGAUAAAGAUGAAGUUAAAUCUCCAAAGGGUAAAGUGACUUCUCUUGGAAGUGGAGUGGUUGGAGUUAUUGGAAGUGGCGGUGGAAGUGAUUCCAAGACAGGAAAAACUGGAACUGACAGUAAAUCAGUUGACUCUGGACCUGAACCAUCACCACCAUCAAGAUCAUCAACCUCAUCAUGGAGCGAGGAACCGAUCACUUCAAAUCUUGACAUAUCAACUGGACACAUGAUAUUAAGCUACAUGGAAGAUCAUAUGAAAAAUAAGGACCGACUUGCAAAGGAGUGGGAAGCCCUUUGUGCAUACGAGGUUGACCCUUGUUCAACAACCGCCGCCAUGUUACCUCAAAAUGGAUCAAAGAACCGUUACUCUGAUGUACUUCCCUUUGACCAUUCCCGAGUAAUUCUCAAUGAUUUAGCUAAUCCAAACCGUUCUGAUUAUAUUAACGCCUCCACCAUCACAGACCAUGAUCCUCGGUCACCGGUUUACAUUGUCACCCAAGGACCAUUACCUUCAACCGUAGCUGAUUUCUGGCAAAUGGUUUGGGAGCAAGGAUCGGUUAUUAUUGUUAUGCUAACCCGACUCUUGGAAAAUGGUGUUGGCUCAUCGGCAAGAUACUGGCCUGAAGAAGGUUCCGCUUUACACUCAAAUUUUGAGGUUCAUCUUGUCUCAGAGCACAUUUGGUGCGAUGAUUAUCUGGUUCGAUCUUUCUUCCUAAAGAAUAUAAAAACUAAUGAAACCCGAACAGUGACACAAUUCCACUAUCUAUCUUGGCCUGAGAAUGGUGUUCCACCCAAUCCAAGAUCACUAUUGGAAUUCCGAAGGAAGGUCAACAAGUCAUAUCGAGGUCGAUCCUGUCCAAUUGUUGUUCACUGCAGCGAUGGAAUAGGUCGAACGGGCACUUAUUGUCUAAUUGACAUGGUCCUAAAUCGAUUAGCCAAAGGAGCCAAAGAGAUCGACAUCGCUGCUACACUGGAACACAUUAGAGACCAACGAGGAGGAAGCGUCAAGUCAAAGGCCCAAUUUGAGUUCGUUCUCGAGGCCAUUGCCGAGGAGGUUUCGGCCAUUCUCAAGACACUUAAGCCCAAUUGAUGGAGGAGAUAAAUUGAUUACUGUUGGUAGAUUUGAACAAUCAAAUCGAUUCACCUUCAUGUUUACCAGAUAUUCACUGAUUAUGAUUAUUAUCACCACCACAACAACACCGACAUCAUCAUCCUGAUCAUCACAAUCAUUAAUAAUUCAUCAACAGAGUCUUUGGUUAAAGUAAAUGUUGGAUUUACAUUAUGACCGAUGGAAGGAGUUUAAUAACAAUUUUCCCUGUUCAACAAUUAAUCAACAAACAGAAUUGUCAUCAGUCAUCAUUUGUCUACCUUUGGAAGCUUUUAAUGAAACAUCCCGAAAGGAACAUCAGUUAAUCGGAUUUGGAAAAGUCAACAAGCAUCAUCAUCAUUUUCAUCAUCGUCGUCAACAAAAUGAAACAACAAUCAUCAGAAAAUUGCUAAUUAGCGAUCAUAUGAUUUAACUCCUUUUAUCUUUAUUGUUUUAUCUUAUUUCUUGUGUUCCUUUAAUUUCCUCAUUAAUCUCAUUGAUUAUCUAUGGUGACAAAUUUUACCUUUUACCUGAUUUAAUGUAAAAAACAAAACAAAACAAAAGAAACAAAAUGUCAAUGAGUUAAUGAAACUUAAUCUAAAUCAUCAAAUGUCUGUGUUGAGAUGUUUAAUUAACAUUCUUCUUAAAGUUUCCCUUUUAUCGUUAA